AUGGACACUGGGUCGUACAUGAACGAAGACACGUUCACUAAUCCGAACUGGAAAGAGGAUUACUUUGGUCCUAAUUACGAUAAGCUGCUCUCAUUGAAGCAGAAGUACGAUCCUGACUUCCUUCUGUAUGGGAAGCCAAACCCAGGGCAUGAGUUUUUCGAGGUUGAUGGUGACGGGCGCCUGUGUAGAGUUGAGUAA
Messenger RNA from Didymosphaeria variabile, 198 nucleotides. RefSeq lists its product as uncharacterized. Lineage: Eukaryota; Fungi; Ascomycota; Dothideomycetes; Pleosporales; Didymosphaeriaceae. Gene Ontology annotation, molecular function: oxidoreductase activity; flavin adenine dinucleotide binding. The transcript has 2 exons. Bases 1 to 198 code for a protein of 65 amino acids. The record is from RefSeq and is a predicted model, not a curated record.